Heteronotia binoei (common prickly gecko) is the source of this 4600-nucleotide messenger RNA. It is a transcript of the gene ASXL1, whose product is annotated as ASXL transcriptional regulator 1. The transcript has 12 exons. Gene Ontology annotation, biological process: animal organ morphogenesis; positive regulation of transcription by RNA polymerase II. Gene Ontology annotation, cellular component: PR-DUB complex. Gene Ontology annotation, molecular function: chromatin binding; peroxisome proliferator activated receptor binding; DNA binding. Bases 19 to 4575 code for a protein of 1518 amino acids. Lineage: Eukaryota; Metazoa; Chordata; Lepidosauria; Squamata; Gekkonidae. The record is from RefSeq and is a predicted model, not a curated record.
CGGCCGCCGCCCGACCCCAUGAAGGAGAUGAAGCAGCGGAGGAAGAAGGAGCGCACGUGGGCUGAGGCCGCCCGCCUGGUGCUUGAAAACUACUCCGAUGGACCGAUGACCCCGAAACAGAUCCUGCAGGUCAUAGAGUCUGAGGGCCUGAAGGAAAUGAGUGGCACCUCCCCGCUGGCCUGCUUGAACGCCAUGCUCCAUUCAAAUUCCAGGAGCUGCGAUGGACUUUUCUACAAGCUCCCCGGGCGCAUUAGCCUGUUCAGCCUGAAGAAGGACGCUGUGCAGUGGUCUCGGAGCCUGUCUGCUGCGCCAGACGGAGAAGAGCUGGACGAUGCCGUGGACGCCGAGAGCAGCGGCUCCAACGAAGCCAGCACCGUGAGCGGCGACAACGACGUAUCUCUAGACGAAACCUCUUCAAAUGCCUCUUGUUCCACUGAGCCCCAGAGCAAAAACACGCCUGCUUUGCGGGAGAGCCACAGAGCGGCUUCGCAGACAAGCAAGCAGAAGAAGAAGACGGGCGUGAUGCUUCCCCGCGUGGUGUUGACACCUUUGAAAGUAAACGGAGCUCACCUGGAAACUUCGUCAGGUUUCACAGGAAGACAAACAGGCGGCGAGAGCAGCAGCAGCUCCUCAGCCCUGUCCAGUGCCACGGCACGCAGCAGGCCGGAAAUCGCAAGGGACCCUUCCCAGAUGCUUCGAGGGUUCCGGAAACCUGCGGGCGGACAAAUGAAGAGGAACCGGGGCGACGAUAUAGACUUUGAGACGCCGGGCUCCAUCCUUGUAAACACCAACCUGCGAGCGCUGAUCAAUUCCAGGACCUUCAAUGCGCUGCCCUUGCCCUUCCAGCAGCAGCUCCUGCUCCUCCUCCCUGAAGUGGACCGGCAGGCUGGGGCAGACGGGCUGAUGCGUCUCAGCGGAAGCGCUCUGAACAAUGAAUUCUUCACCCACGCCGCCCAGAGCUGGCGGGAGCGCCUGGCCGACGGCGAGUUCACUCACGAAAUGCAGGUUCGCAUAAGACAGGAAAUGGAGAAGGAGAAGAAAACGGAGCAGUGGAAGGAGAGAUUCUUUGAGGACUACUAUGGGCAGAAGUUGGGCUUGACCAGAGAGGAGCUGCCAGAGCAGAACUCGGCACCAGACGACACAAAGAACGGCACCGCCCAGCCUUCCGCGGAGGGGCCCGUGAGGACUCAGCCUGGCCCUGUCACCCGCCAGCGUGACGGGCAUUUCAAGAAGCGUUCCCUCCGCUGCAGAACCCGCAGGAGCCUCUACAAGCCCCGCGAGCAGGAGCAGGCGGAGAGCACCCAAGUGGCCGGGUCUGCGGAGCCGGAGCCCUCUGGCUGCAGGGAGGCGGAGCCGGAGGUCGACUUGCACAAAGGGAGCCAGGCCUCACCGAAGCCAGAGAGCCCGCCCAAGGCUGCCCGGCUUCCGAGCGAGGGAGACAACGUGACAUCGGCGGCGGUGGCAGCAGCAAGCAGAAUUCCCAGCUUGCCGCAGGAGUCACAUGAUCGGGAGUCACAUGAUCGGGAGUCACAUGAUCGGGAGUCCAAGGAGCAGAAGCGGAAGUGCUUUGAGCAGGCCGCCUCCACCUCCUUCCCCGAGAAGAAGCCCCGGCUCGAAGACCGUCAGUCCUUUCGUAACACAAUUGAAAGUGUUCACCCAGAAAAGCCACAGCCCACCAAAGAGGAACCCAAAGUCCCACCCAUCCGGAUUCAACUUUCCCGUAUCAAACCCCCCUGGGUGGUUAAAGGUCAGCCAGCCUACCAGAUAUGUCCUCGGAUUAUCCCCAAUCCAGAGCCCGCCGGCCAGGACAGAAACGGGGCCACAGCCUCUGCUGACUUUAAGGCCUGUGCUCUGCAAGACGGGGUCCAGCGAGAGACUGCUGCUCUUGCCUCCCCCAUUGGAGGUGGCGGUGGGCCAGGGGGAGGCGGAGGCGGCGGCCCGGACGAAGGCGGCGGCCGUGGUGGUGGUGGCGGCGGCAGCCGCAGCACCCGCAGCAGAGGCAGGCAAUCCGGCGGCCGCCCAAAGCGCUGGAGGUCCAGGAGAGCUCACCGGAAGCGUUUGUCAAAUCUACAACGAACACAGCUAUUGCCGCCUUCCCACCUAGACCAGCCGGGCUGCGAGUCGGCUAAAAGGAACUCGCCCACCUACGGGAAAGCGGUUUCUCCACCCAGAGCUGAGGGAGCCAUGGUGUCGGGGUGGGCUGCUGGCGUGGCUUCGUUUGCCCUUGAAGGUGGCGCUUGCAUCGCAGAGGCUUCCGGGAGCAGCCUCUCGGACAGUGCUCCGGCCCAGCUGCCCCUCGAUUGCUUAGCCACGGCUGCACUGGAUGGUCCCUCCGGAUGUCUUCGGAGUGACAUGAGCCACGGGCCGUCUCUGGGUGCUACUACUCAGGGGGCUUGUGAUCAACAGGAGGGAAGGAAGCUUUCUCCAGGGAGUUGUAACAGCCCCUCUUGGCUAGAAGACUCUCCCGUUAUUCCCCUAGGAGACACCCAUACAGCAAAUAGGCACGGAAGCAGCCGCCCCAUCCUUCUGGCCUGCAAAGAAAACCAUUCUUCGGGUAGCUUCAGCCCGGCGGCAGAUUUCACGUACCAGAGCACGGAGCCAGGUGGGACAGACGUGGAAGCCAGAUCGCCAGCUGGGCUCCAAGCAGGGGAAGGUCUCCCGGAACCCGGGCAUCCCGAUGCUGUUGGGAUGGAGGCUGUGACUCCACAGUUCCACAUGUCCUCCUCUCAGAUGAUGCAGCUGUGGCCCGGGGACGAGAGACCGAGAGGGAGCGACAAGGACGACGCUUGUCCGGCAGAGUCUGUUCCACUUUUGGAAAGCUUCGACACUCCCCCCGGCACGGAGACCCCCCAGAGCAGCCUUGCUCCGUGGGAGGCCGGUAUGGAGAUGGGUGGGCAAGAGCCGGAAGUCCCGCCGAGCACCAGCCCUGCCAACGACGAGGAAACGAGAAGCGUGCUAAGCGAGACAACCGAGACGGCAUCCGACUUGGAAGCGGAGCUGACUGACGAGAGCACAGAAGCCCCCCGGGCUAGAGAGGAAGGCGUUGCUCCCAGCACGAGCGGCCCGGAGGAAUACGACGGGAUCCGAUCCGAGUGUUCCACUGGGACCGGCUUCUCUGCGCGCGGGGGAGACUCAUCCUCAGCGGGGCAGCCUCUCGACACCUUUUGGCCGGAAGAGCAGAAGCCGCAGCCCUCUCUCGCCCGGGAAGCCACCUCUCUCCAUGUCGAUUCAGGAUGCCAGGGACAGCUGCCGCCUUUGAGGACAUGCAAGCCGCUGUCUGUCGAGGCAAGCAAUCCCCUCAUGGUGCAGUUGCUCAAGGCCCGGCUGCCCUUGAGCCCGGUUCUCCCCGGGGCUCUCGGCAGCACCAAGGUUGAAGCAGCAGAUCAGCCUCCUGCAAGACACGGGAGCAAGAUCGCCGGGGGUCACAUCCGGGAGUCUCCUCAAGCCAAGGGGCCGGGCAUGAGCAGCAUGGCUCCAAACAGACCCCCUGCUCCAAGGUGUCCGAGAGACUCUCCGCAAAGGUGCCAUGUUCCCGGCCCCUCAACCUUACCUAGAGAGGGCCCGGAAAAACCCGAGAGCCUAGAGAUGGGCCCCGACUGCACUCCCAGCUCGGGCUCCGCAGGCCGCGUGCUGCGGGUUCCCCAGCAGCCUGCCAAGGCGAGCCCCAGGGGGGAGCCGUUUUCUCGGCGCGCCUGCAAAGAUCCAGAGGAUUCCUCAGCCGCCGAAUCCGUCCCCCGCAGGCAUCUUCAGGAGAACCUUAAGCCAACCCCGUGUUCACCUCCCGGCGGGACCCCUCGGAGUCUGGAUCAGUUCAGGGGCGCUUCCGUUCCUCAGAGUCAGGGAGUUUACGGGAAGAAAGUCUUUGGUUCCGGCUUCCCCUGCAGCGCUGCCUCUCGAGCACAGCAGCCUUUGAAAGUGCCGGAGCCGUGCCCCAUCAAGCGUGCGCCAGCACCGCCUCCCAAGAGCCUUGCGCCCGGAGCAGGCGCGCAAGCCGUAAGGGAGGACUGGCCUCCCAAGCCACGGGGGCAUCUUGGCGGCGGAGGAGUGGAGAACAAGCACGUGCCGGCUUGCUCCGGGCCCGCCAAGAGGAGCGUGGAGAAGAGGAAGGAGGUGCCGCCCAGCCCCCUGGAGCUGAUGGAGCACCUGCACGGCAUCCCCCUGGCGCGGGACCUCGCUUUCUUCAAGCUGCCGCGGGAGCCGGGGAAGGGGCUGGCCCAGCCGCUGGAGCCCUCCUCCCUCCCUUCCCAGCUGAACAUCAAGCAGGCCUUCUACGGGAAGCUCUCCAGGCUGCAGCUGAACCCCGCCGCCUUCGGCUCCGCCUCCAGCGCCCCCCUUUCCCCCCGGAGCCUGGCGGAGAGCGUGAUGCAGCUGGGCCACAAGGCGAACUUUGCCGCUUCCCGCGGCGUCUCCCUCUCGGUGCAGAUGUUCGCCGACGGCGGCGGAGUGGAGGAGAUCUCGCUCAAGUGCUCGUGCCGCCUGAAAGCCAUGAUCAUGUGCAAGGGCUGCGGGGCCUUUUGCCACGACGACUGCAUCGGGCCCUCCAGGCUGUGCGUCUUGUGCCUUGUGGUGAGAUGAUGAGCGAGGGCCCCGGGGAGGGGGG